This is a messenger RNA of Callorhinus ursinus (northern fur seal), 11137 nucleotides long. It is a transcript of the gene ITGAE, whose product is annotated as integrin subunit alpha E. Lineage: Eukaryota; Metazoa; Chordata; Mammalia; Carnivora; Otariidae. Gene Ontology annotation, molecular function: integrin binding. Gene Ontology annotation, biological process: integrin-mediated signaling pathway; cell adhesion mediated by integrin; cell-matrix adhesion. Gene Ontology annotation, cellular component: integrin complex; external side of plasma membrane. The record is from RefSeq and is a predicted model, not a curated record.
AUGGACAUUUGGGUUGUUUCUACUUUUGGCUGAUGUGAAUUUUGCUGCUAUGGAACAUUUAUGUACAAGUGUUUGUGAUCAUGUUUUCAUUACUCUUGGGUUAUAUAUCUAGGGGUGGAAUUGCUGGGUCAUACGGUAACUCUGUUUUAACCUUUUGAAGAACUGCCAGACUAUUCUCCCAAAUGGCUGCAUCAUUUUCCAUUUUCCCCAUUAGUGUAUGAGGGCUCUGGUUUUUCCACGAUCCUCGACAACACUUAUUUCGCAACGUGAAGUGGUAGCUCCUUGUGAUUCUGAUUUGCAUUUCCCUGAUGUAUAAUAAUACUGGGCAUCCUUCCGUGUGCUUCAGAAUGAACUUUCUUAAGAAAGUUAUUCUGUUAUUCUUCUGCUUAAAACCUUUCCAAAGCUUGGAAUAAAUUCCAAACUCCAAUGGUAGCUCACAAGGCUUGUCAAAAUCUAACUUCUGGUAUCUCUGGCCUGUUCUCCCCAACCUCCCCUGCCCUGUGCCCACUAGUUACUUGGACCCAUCUUGAUCUCACCAGCCUUUCACAACUCUGCUCAGUGCUUUUCUUCCCCAGCAGUGACACACUCCCCUGGACCUUUCUCCCUUCUGCCUAAGCCUUGCCUUCUCUUUUCCCUCAUCCUCAUAGACUUAGAGGUGGCUGCCUCCAACUUCCAGAGCCAGGUUAUGGGCCUCUGCUACACAGUGCUGUCAUGAAUGAGACUCUGCUCAUUUCAAGGUUGGGCUAUACAGUCACACCUAAGAUAAAAAUGGAGUGUAAUCAAAAUUCCUCUUGGAAAUCCUGGGGAACAUGCCAUGUUGAAAACCAGCAUCGUGAGAUCCAGCACAGUUGGUUUCUGCCUGUGUGGGAACAGAUCAUAGUUUCUUUGGUUGAGCUCCAGCUGAAGUGGUAGGCCUGCAAUGAAGGGCAUAUUGUGGAAAAAAAACCCACUUAUUUUUAGGUGUUAAACUCACUCAGGCAAGCAACUCACUUUUGAAGAGGCUCUUGGGAACUGUAACAAGCCACACAAGCUUACCUUAGGUGAGUGGAGGGGCAGGUGAAAUGGCCCAGAUGACUUAAAAUUGUUUUCCUUUCUCCUUGUCAUUUUAAAAAUUUUCUCAGGAGACUAUACCAUUGUGUUUGCCUAAGUGAAAUGUGUGUAUGAUGCCAAAUUUCUGUAACCCCCCCCCAGAGCCAGCACGGCUAUACACUGAAUUGUAAUUCCCUGUUCCUACUUUGUCUUUUUUGCUAGAUUGUAAGCUCCAUGAGAGUAGGCACCAUGUCUGGUUUGUUCAUGGGGGUUUCUCCAGUCUUAGAGCCAUGCCUGGCACCUGGCAGGUUAUCUGUAAACAUGCGGUGAAUGUCUAAAUCUCCCAGCUGCAGGAACAGCUUCAUUCUCUGAGGCCUGGGGUCCUCUUACAGGCUAGUCCUUGUUUUCUGCCUUGUACACACAGUACUUGAUGUUCAUGUUUUAUUUUCCCUUUUAGCCUGUGAGCUCCUAAUGAGCAGGUGUCUUCAUGUUGUUAUCUCUGUAUCCUCCCACCAUGCCAGUCCAGAGUAAGGAGUACUUAAGAAGUGUUUGGUAAAUGAGUGAAUUAUGGUAACAACCCAGCUCUGACUCCUUUGCCUAUAGGCUAGUCGAAAUCUAGCUGACAUUACCAGAUUGAAAAAGAGGAAGAUUAUUCAGAAGUACAUAAACUGUACUUGUAUAAGAAAAAAAUCUCAUUAAUUAGACCUCCAUAAAAUUCAAAUUUUGGUGAUCUGGCCAUAUCUGAGCUGAAGUGUACUUGCUGUAUAAAGAAUUUGCAAGAGAAUCAUGUAGAAUAUUUUUUUUGGAAAGCAUUCAUCUGCCCCAGGAGAGCAGGAAAGGAAGCUGGUAGGUGGAUGAGAGGCCCCAAAGAGGGACUACUGAGCCAGUUCUUAGCUUUGGGUCCUAUGGGAAAGGAAAGUGACAGCAGUCCAAAGAAGGCAAAGAGAAAACUUGUUCAGGCAGCAGCUCUUUUGCCUCCAGUAGCAAUUCCAGCUCUCACUCGAGUGUUCUUAAAGUUAUGCUGCAGUGCAAACGGGCCGUUUGGGUUCACAGUAACAGCGAACCAUGGCUUCACAGAUUAAUUAAUUGCUGUACAAAUCAAUUGGGUAUAUAAGUAUUUGCUUUUAAACUUUAUAUAACAGGAAACAAAUGAAGUUAAAACAUUUUUUUUCCUUUAAGAACUAAAAGGACAGAAUGUUUUUGAUAAUUUUGAGAAUAUCACACUUGCUUCAAGGCAGAUUAUUGCAUAAUCUGACCAACAAAAAUCCAGAACUUUUCUUACAUGUUUAUAAAAUAAAUCUUAGAAGAAAAAAUAUGGUAAGCAUUUUUUUUAAUGAAAUUCUAUGAACAUUUCACAAGAUUUUGAUGUUCCUGGGAGCAAUUAGGGAAAUGCUGGCUCAAAAGCCUAUUUUGGAUUGUGAGGCACUAAAGUGGGAGUUUCCUGUGCUAUAGAUAAAACUCUAGAGUAUGGGUGGUAUUAACCUGCCAAAGUCAAUACCCUGCCCUAGGGUUCUUACCUGUUUUUGCUCGAGCAAUUCUGAGGCCCUCUGUGCAUGACCAGAGUCUUCAGUAGGUGAAACUUUGUGUUAUCUCAAAUUGUCUGUGACCCUCACCUCUGACUGUAGGGUAGUGAAGCUGUAGGUUAGUGAAGCCAAGAGGCCCACAACAUUGGCAGGAGAGGAGACAUGACCUUCCUGUCCCUUCCUGGCUGUUUGUGUGUUUAAUCAUGUGGUGCCUCCCCUCUUGUCAUUGGCAAGGAUUACUCAGAAAGCCUAUGAGCAGGAGGUUGUACUUUUAGCUCAGGUAGAGUGUCUUUGGGGGAAGGUCAAAUAGAAUGAGACUGGGCCUGAAGCCUGGGGACUCAUUUUUUCUCACAUACAAACUGAACAAGACUGAACAAAUCCCUUCCCCACUCUGGACCCCAGUUUCCCUCUCUGUCAGACGAAGAGCUCAACUGGGAUGGCCUCCAGGUUUCUUUCUGUUGCUAAUGUGAGUUCUAGGAUCUUUGCUCUACCUUUGCAAAGACCAUUAGGAGCCUAAGUUGCACAGGAAGGAGGUAGGGGCAAGCAAGAGGCCCAAGCCCUUGGACCCUUGGUCCAUAAACCAACCCCUCAGCUACAGAAGAACAAGAGGAUCCUCUCCCUUGCUUCCUCCGCACUAAGCCCACCUUCCCCAACACGCAUGCAUGCACCAUUCCAUGUUUUAUUUGGGAGGCUUUUUAGGAAGUAGUCCAUUGUAUUAGCAUGGGCUACCAUAACAAAAUACCAUAGACUGAGUGGCUUAAACACCAGAAAUUUAUUUUCUCACCAUCUAGAGGCUGAAAGGCCAAGAUCAGGAUGGUAGCAUAGUCAGGUUCUAAUGAGGGCUCUCUUCCUGGCUUGCAGACGGCCAUAUUCUCAUAGUGCCCUCACAUGGCCUUUCCUUGGUACGUGCACAUGGGGAGAGAGAUCGCUCUUCCUUUGCUAAGGCCACUAAGCCUAUUGAUUAGGGCCAUACAUUUAUGACCUUAAUUAUCUCCUUUAAGGCCUUUAGACCCUAUCUCCAAAUAAACUCAUGUUGGGGGGUUUAUGGCUUCAACAUACGAAUUUGGCAGGGGGCGGGGCACACAGUUCAGUUCAUGACACCCAGUAUAUGUUUGUGAAAUGAGGUCUCUGCUUUUUAAAAGCUCACAAACUGGGAGAGAUUUAGCCCCAUGGGUAUGAGAGGAGUAGGGUUGUAGUAGUUCAGAGUCCUGGUACUGGAGGAGACAGACCUGUCUUAAGUCCCAACUCUGCCACUUAUUAGCCAUAUGGCCUUAGGCAAGUUACUUAACCUCUCCAGUCCAAUAUUCUCAUCUGGGAAAUCAGGAUAACCAAGUAGGGUGGCUGUUAGGGUCAGAUGAGGGCUUUGCAUGGAAGGCCCUUGGCACUGAGUCUGGCACUCCCUCCUUAGUGCUCAGUCAAUGGUAGUGAUUCCUACCACUCCUCAGAUUGCCCCCAGCUGCCCUUUGCCAGCUCUGUCCUCCAUUGCAGCCCUGUCUCUGUAAGUCCUCAUGCUUCCAAAUGCCCUCUACCCAGCUUCCCAGAACUCAGAAGGCUAGUGGGUAGUUAGAACGUCUUCUAGGCCUACAGGCGGUGAGGCAGGACUGUGGGAACAGCCCCCCAUCCACUGGUGAAUGCAGAUACCAGAGCUUUGGACUCACUCUCAAAACAGAGCCGUUAGUGCUUUGACCUCUUGCUGAACAGGUCAUCUCCAUCCUGUAACUUUUAAGACUUUUUAUUUUGAAAUAAUUUCAAAAUUACAGAGAAGUUUCAAGGAUAGAACAAAGAACAUUUUGCAAUAUUUUAUCAUUCAUUCUUUCCCUCCUACCUUCUGUCCCCCCAUCCCCACCUCUGAAGCAUGAACUAUUUGAGAGUGACUUGCAUACACCUAUCCCUUUACCCUUAAAUAUUUUAGUGUACAUUUCCUAAAUUCUUAGGAAAUAAGGACAGUCUCUCAUAUGACCAUCACAUAGUUAUCAAAUUCAGGAAGUGUAUAAUUUUAUCUGAUCAGCAUAGUAGUAUCUAAUCUUUAGUUCAUGUUUCAUUUUUACCAGCUGUCCCAAUGUUUUUUAAAGCUUUUUUUUUUUUUUCCUGGUCCAGGAUCAGGAACAAAAUGCAUUUUGUUUCCUCUCCUUAGUCUCCUUUAACCUGGAACAAUCCUUUAACCUUUGUCUUAUGGAUAUACUGAUAUUUUUGAAGAGUUCAGCCCAGUUAAAUGUUGUAGAAUGUCCCUCAAGUUGGUCCCUUACCAUUUGUCUAAAACCUGUAUGAGGCUCUGAGCAGAAGCAUUGUAGAACAUAGUCUCGCUCUUUUCUUGGGAUCUUAAAUUUGGAUUUGUGGGGAUAGCAGUUACUAUCAGAGGGACAUGCCGGACCUAUGUGUGCUCAUGAUUAGUGUUCUGUCAUGCUGACACCAGCAAGCUUGGAUAAAUACAUCUUUGAGGGAUGCACGAUGAGUCUGCAUUCUAGAAGUCUCCAAAGAUGCAGAAAUGGCCCUGCACCCUGUCCAGCCUCCAGUCACCAGCUUGGCUUGGCCUCCUGAGGUGCCCUGAAGUUCGUACUCCAGACAUGAAGUCCUGCUCUCAGAAAUCUUGAGCAAGCUGCAGUCCUGGGUUCUAACGUGUCCCUACUGCUGGUCUGUUCUGCUCUGUGGCCUGGGGCUACUCUCUUCCCCCUCUGGGUCAGGGAUGAUGGGGAGAGGAGCUUCUUCUGGCUCUGCCAAGUGCCCCUGGCACUCCAAACAAGUGUGGGGUAGGGGGAAAGUCACUGAGCCCUGGGGUGGUGGGAAAACAGGCCAGGACUCUGGACUAUGACAAGGUUAAGCCAAUUUGGAUGGUCUUUGUUGUGAUCUGGCAGGCAGAUCAUCAAACCUGGAACUUUGUUUCCAGCUGUCAGACAGUGUCCGAAAUGGUGAAUUGUAAUCUCUGUUCAAGCAACCAUAUAGCAUCAGGGAACUAUCACAUUAGCUGUAGGUAUUUUGUCAGACCAAAGCAGACAAUGCAAACAUGUUUUAAGUGUCAUUGAUCUCCACAAGACUUUGGCCAAGCAAGCUUUCAAUGUGAGAAACAAAAUAAAAUUGAUUUUCGUCUUGUCAUUAAGUCAACACCCUUGUCUGCUUUGUUUUAACACUUGCACUAACACUUCAGCGUGCUCUCUCUGGGGAUGCGGACAUUUCAUGUGAGAGACAUAGACUCUCCUGCCUUUUUGAAUGUGAAUUCAUUAAAAUUAAAUACAAUUUAAAAUUCAGGUCCUCAGUUGCACUGAUAACGUUGCGAGGGCUCAGUAGCCACAUGCAGUGUUGGACAGUGCAGAUCUAGAACACCAUCAUAGUUCUGUUGGACAGCACUGCUGUACACUACAACAAUCGGGGAAGCAGGGACACUUCCUUCUGUGACCGACGACAGACUUGGUCACAGGGAAAACUUGACAGAUUAUGAAGUUAGCUUUUAAAUAUGCCUGCAGACUGUUGGGGGGCUGGAUUGGAUCAGAGGUAUGCUGUAAAGAUUUAUGGAAUUUUAUGUCUUCUGUCCGGUAGCUCAGAGCUGCCCACGUUGCUAUAGCCAGGUUUUAAAGAGAAUGCAGCCAAGCUGAAUUCACUGAGGUGGUGAUUUCAGUCAGUGCACUGGGUCUUAACAUUUAUCAGGCCCUCCAUAGCCUCAGGGCCCUGAAUGCAGGGGCCAGGUGCAGGAGCCCGAUUUCUAGCUGUGGGGGUACUUCUGAUAGGAAGGGGACCCCAUUCUCACUGCUGAGGCAACCACCAAACCACCACUAAGGAUCCUGGGCUGGAUGUUGGGCUGAGGUAUCUGGUGGUAGGUUCUAGAGCAGGGCAGGGGCCUGGGACUCACUCACAUGAAUGAUAACGUCUGGAUUAAUACUGCUGCACUCAAACAUCUAUCUGAUGAGGACAUCCAGAGCUGUGUUCCUAGGCCAAGCUUCGGUUCACUGUUCCAUGAAGCGUGGGUCAUGUAGAAGGGCUCACAACUGUCUCUGAGUUUCCAGGACCCAGCCCACAACUGCCGAGGAAGCCACACAGCCAGCUGUGCACAAGUGGGAACAUCCGUGUCUACUUGUAAGUGCCUGUCUGCCUGUGGGUCCUUGCUUCUGUGUGUGUCAGUCUCCACCUCCUGGCCACCCACGCAGAGGAGGGGAAGCUGAAUAGGCCGAGGUCCACGCCGCUGCCUCUGCUCCUGCUAGGAUGUGGCUCUUCCACACACUGCUCUACAUGACCAGCCUUGCUCUUCUGGCGGCCUUCAACGUGGAUGAGGCCCGGAUCUGGGUGACUCCUGAGGGAGACACACCCUAUGUGCUCAACUCCCUUCUUCACCAAGACUCCAGCACCAACCAGACCUGGCUCCUGGUCACCGGCCCUCAAACCAAGGGGGAAGCAGGCCUCCUGCACUGUUGUUCCCUCAUCCAAGAUAAGAUCUCCUGUAAACGAGUAGAGAUUGUCCCCACCCCAAAGGGAAGGUACCGGGGAGUGACAGUUGUUCGGAACCACCACAGUGUUUUGAUCUGCAUUCAAGUGCUGGCCCGGAAGCCCCACAGCCUCAGCUCAGAACUCACAGGGACAUGCAGCCUACUAUCCAACAACUUCCAAAACCACACCCAGGUCCACUUCUCCAACCUCGAAAAUCUGGAUCCUAGUGCACAUGUGGAUGACAGAAACUGCCACAGGAACAAGAAAGGCAACAUAGAGAAGCCAGCCAGGUGGCGCCGGACUCUGAAGACACAGGAGGAUGAUGAGGAGGAGGCAGCCGGCACUGAGAUUGCCAUCGUCCUGGAUGGGUCAGGAAGCAUUGACCCCCCAGACUUCCAGAGAGCCAAAGACUUCGUCUCCAACAUGAUGAGGAACUUCUAUGAGAAGUGCUUUGAGUGCAGCUUUGCCCUGGUGCAAUACGGGGAAGUGAUCCAGACUGAGUUUGAUCUUCGGGAUAGCCAGGAUGUGAUGGCCUCCCUCGCCAGAGUCCAGAACAUCACUCAAGUGGGGAGAGUCACCAAGACUGCUUCUGCCAUGCAGCAUGUCCUAGACAACAUCUUCACACCAAGCCACGGCUCCAGAAAAAAUGCAUCCAAGGUCAUGGUGGUACUCACCGAUGGGGACAUAUUUGAGGACCCACUCAACCUCACUACUGUCAUCAAUUCCCCAAAGAUGCAAGGUGUUGAGCGCUUUGCCAUUGGGGUGGGAAAGGCAUUUGAGAAUAAUAAGACCUACAGUGAAUUGAAGCUGAUCGCCUCAGACCCCGAUGACAGAUAUGCCUUCAAGGUGACCAACUACACAGCACUGGAUGGACUGCUGAGCAAACUGCAGCAGAAUAUCGUUCAGAUGGAAGGCACGGUUGGAGAGGCCCUCCACUACCAGCUGGCACAGAUCGGGUUCAGUGCCCAGAUCCUGGAUAAGGGGCAGGUGCUGCUUGGUGCUGUCGGGGCCUUUAACUGGUCGGGGGGCGCACUGCUCUACGACAUGCACAGCCACCAGGGUCGCUUCCUGAACCAGACUGCGGCGGAUACCAAGAAUGCACAGUACAGCUAUCUGGGUUACGCAGUGGCCCUACUGCACAAGACCUGUGGCCUCUCCUAUGUGGCGGGGGCUCCACGGUACAAGCAGCGGGGGGCCGUAUUUGAGCUCCAGAAGCAGGGCAGAGAGACCAACUUCGUGCCAGUGCUGGAGGGAGAGCAGAUGGGAUCCUAUUUUGGCUCUGAGCUGUGCCCUGUGGACAUUGACAUGGAUGGGACCACGGACCUCCUGCUGGUGGCGGCUCCAUUCUACCACAUUCACAGAGAGGAAGGCAGAGUCUAUGUGUACCAUCUGAAUGAGCAGAAUGGUUCCAAUGGUUCCUUCUCCUUGGCAUGCACUCUGAGUGGGCACCCUGGAUUCACUAAUGUCCGAUUUGGCUUUGCCAUGGCAACAAUAGGGGAUAUCAGUCAGGAUAACCUCACAGAUGUGGCCAUUGGGGCCCCCCUGGAGGGUUUUGAGGCAGUCGAUGGCACCAGCUUUGGCAGCGUGUACAUCUACAAUGGACGCCAGGAUGGCCUUUCAACUAGCCCCUCUCAGCGGAUCAAAGCCUCAGCGGUCGCCUCAGGACUCCACUACUUCGGCAUGUCAGUGGCUGGUGGCUUAGAUCUGACCGGUGACCACCUUGCUGACAUCACUGUGGGCACUCUGGGCCGGGCAGCUGUGCUCCGCUCAAGACCUGUGGUUUACCUGAAGGUGUCCAUGACCUUCACCCCCAAGGCACUGCCCAUUGGCUUCAACAGCAGUGUGAAUGCAUGUUUGUGUUUUGAAAUCAACCCUAUGACCACAGCUGCUAAGUCAGGCUUCAGAGAGACACUCCUGAACUUCACGGUGGAUGUGGACGUGAUGAAGCAGAGGAAGAGGCUGCAGUGUUCAGACAAGAGAAUUUGUCAGAGCCACCAUAAGGAGUGGGAUGGCGGUGUGCCUCGGCUUUGUGAGUCCCUCCUGCUCAUUCCCACAGAGGGAGAGCUCUGUGAGGAGGACUGCUUCUCCAACAUCAGUGUCAGCGUCAGCUACCAACUCCAGACCUCGGAGGGCCAGAGGGACCAUCCCCACCCUGUUUUGGACUUCUACACUAAGCCCUUCGCCAUCUUCCAGCUGCCCUAUGAGAAGAACUGCAAGAAUAAGUUGUUCUGUGUUGCUGAGUUACAGAUGGCCACCACUACCUCUCAGCAGGAAUUGGUGGUGGGUCUCACAAAGGAGCUGACUAUGAACAUUAACCUAACUAACUCUGGGGAAGAUUCCUACAUGACGACCAUGAGUUUGAAUUACCCCAGAAACCUCCAGUUUAAGAGGAUACAAAAGCCUCCUUCUCCAGACAUUCAGUGUGAUGACCCUAAGCCAAAUGCUUCUGUGCUGGUCAUGAACUGCAAGAUUGGUUACCCUAUACUCAAGAGGUCAUCUGCAAACUUUUCAGUAGUUUGGCAGCUAGAGGAGAAUGCCUUUCCAAACAGGACAGCCAACAUCACUGUGACAGUCACCAAUUUCAAUGACAAAAAGUCUUCGGUCACACAGAGCCACAGCCUUCAAUUCAAGCAUGCCUUCGUUGCAGUUCUCCCUAAACCUUCAGUGAUGUACAUGAACACAAGCCAGGGGCUUUCUGUCUACAAAGAAUUCCUCUUCAAUAUACAUGGGGAAAAUCUAUUUGGAGCUGUAUUCCAGCUGCAAAUUUGUGUUCCAAUCAAAUUACAAGCUCUCCAAUUUAUAAGAGUGAAAAACCUGACAAAGAUUCAGGCCCACACCGAGUGCAAGUCUAGUCCGAAGUCGGACCGCUGUGGGAGCGAUCCUGCUUGGUAUGUGGAAGAAUGGUAUUCAGUGAACUGUACCAUCACUUCGAAUACAGAAAAUGUAACGGUGGCCGCGGAGCUGUCCUUGAAUCAAUCUCAGCAGAUACUUGAGAUGUUACCAAGAGGUGUAACUGAACUACAGAUCGUUGGUGAAAUAUCUUUCAACAAAUCUCUAUAUGAGAGGCUGAAUGCAGAGAACCACAGAACUAAGAUCACUGUCAUCUUCCUGAAAGAGGAGUAUUAUUUGUCUGUCAUCAUUAUUAUUGGAAGCAGUGUUAGUGGCCUUCUGGUUUUGACUGUGAUUAUAAUCAUCCUAUUUCAGUGUGGCUUUUUUAAAAGAAAAUACCAACACCUGAACUUGGACAGUACAAGGAAGACCCAGCUGAAAUCUGAGAAUCUGCUCGUAGAAGAUUAGGGCCAGCUUCCUCAUCUGUUGGGAGAGAACAUCAAACCAAGUUUGGGUUUGUUCCUUUUUUUUUUUUUUUUAAGAUGAUCUAGAGUAGAAUCUAACAAAUUAAUUGUGGAAUAUUGUUUUUUAACCAUACGUUGUACUAAAAAUGUGUGUUGUGCAGAAAAUAAACUUGGUAAACAUCUGAUAUUAAAUAAAAUUAAACUGUUUUCUUUAUAGAAGUGCCUUUAAUACAGAAACAUAAUAUACUUUGUGAUAUUUUUUUCCCCAAGAGGAGGUACGGCAAUUUCUAACCUUAUUUGCCUAAAAAUGCUUUUUCUCGGCAUUUCUAUUAAUGUCUCCCAAUGUAGUCUUCUACAGAGUACCUCUUGGGGGACAGUGUUCAGAAACAUUUCCUAGUCUGGCAUUUUCAAGAUCCUAAGAUGUUGCCUAUUAUUUCAAAUCAGGCCAUAAAAAAGCACCGCCUAUAACAAAUGUAAAAAGGAGAAAAACAAAAGUCACCAAAACAGGAACUAGGGAGGCAAAGAGAAAACAAAGACUUUGAUCUGUAGUUUCAUUUCUGUUGUGUUUAAUGCACUGUGUUAAUCCUUACCCAGCUUCCUGCUUAGUGACUUGCUCAGGGAGACUUUUGUUCCUCUGUAAAUACUGUCACUGGGAGAGAGCACUGUUGCACAGGUGGAGAUGGAACCUGGCCUGGGAGUUGGGGGCACAGAGAUUAGGGCCUCGUUACAGGCUGGCUUUGUUCUUGGUAUCUUACUUUAUCUUUAUGCCCCAUGUUAAAACUUGACCCAUCUCCCUACUCCUAACCCUGUAAUGGAGCAAUCUUUGUUUUCAUGGAUCAUAAAAGUUAUUGCAUAAAAAUUAAAUGGUGUGUCAGUAUA